Fundulus heteroclitus (mummichog) is the source of this 5919-nucleotide messenger RNA. It is a transcript of the gene lrrc7, whose product is annotated as leucine rich repeat containing 7. The record is from RefSeq and is a predicted model, not a curated record. Lineage: Eukaryota; Metazoa; Chordata; Actinopteri; Cyprinodontiformes; Fundulidae. The coding region runs from base 547 to 5568 and encodes 1673 amino acids. The transcript is spliced from 33 exons. Gene Ontology annotation, molecular function: protein binding. Gene Ontology annotation, biological process: neurotransmitter receptor transport, endosome to postsynaptic membrane; neurotransmitter receptor transport postsynaptic membrane to endosome. Gene Ontology annotation, cellular component: postsynaptic membrane; adherens junction; postsynaptic density.
CCGUCUCCUCGCUCUGCCUCCCUCUCCUCCGCCUCUCCUCUCUCCACGGAGGACCGAUGGGAGGAAACGCUUCUUUUUUUUUUUCCUGCAGCGGAGAAAACGCCUCUGCCCCCCGUCGGUCGCGGGUCCGAUCAUCCACAUCCUCACGCUGCACGUCUCCCUCUCCCUCCCUCGCUCUCUCUCUCUCUCUCUUUGCGGGGUGUGCCUGCAUCUUUUUUUUCCCCCUUCUUAUUUCUGUUCUCCUUAAAUGGACCGAGGACAUCUAGCAACUAACUGGAGGCGUCGUGCGGUCUUUGUGUAAAAGCUGAACUGGAUUUACACCUUCCCCGUUGAUGCUGGAAUGAGUGCUGGGGCAGAUGCGCUAAUCUCACCCGUUCUCCGGCCGCUGGGGGUACUAAAGAUGCCGGUACCUGUCCUGGUUUCGUACCGGUUCGGCUCGUCCCGGUAGACCGAUCUUUUUUUUUUUUUUCUCGAUGCUGCAGAAUCCACCGGGACCAAUAAAGAGAUUUUCUUAAGAAAGCGGAUUCAGCACCAGCAUCCAGCCAGAUGGAUAACUACACAGCUUUACCACUGCAGUGUCUGGAAAUGACCACUAAGCGGAAGCUGAUUGGCCGGCUGGUGCCGUGCCGCUGUUUCCGUGGUGAAGAGGAAGUAAUCUCAGUGCUGGAUUACUCUCACUGCAGCCUUCAGCAGGUCCCCAAGGAGAUCUUCAGCUUCGAGAGGACUUUAGAGGAGCUCUACCUGGAUGCCAACCAGAUUGAAGAACUACCCAAGCAACUCUUCCAGUGCCAGGCCCUAAAGAAGCUGAGCAUGCCCGAUAAUGACCUUUCCAAUCUUCCUACCACCAUCGCCAGCCUGGUUAACCUCAAAGAGUUAGACAUCAGUAAAAAUGGAAUCCAGGAGUUUCCAGAUAAUAUAAAAUGCUGUAAAGGCCUGUCUGUGGUAGAAGCCAGCGUCAACCCCAUUACCAAACUCCCAGAUGGUUUCACGCAGCUCCUGAAUCUGACCCAGCUCUUCUUAAAUGAUGCCUUCCUGGAGUACCUGCCUGCUAACUUUGGCAGGCUCUCCAAAUUACGGAUUCUGGAGCUGAGAGAGAACCACCUGAAAACCAUGCCAAAGUCCAUCCACAGACUGACGCAGCUGGAGAGGCUGGAUCUGGGUAGCAAUGAAUUCUCUGAAAUGCCAGAGGUGUUGGAACAAAUACACAGCCUUAAGGAGCUGUGGCUGGAUAACAACUCCCUACAGUCUAUACCUGGGUCAAUAGGCAAGCUUCGUCAGUUGCGGUACUUGGAUUUGGCUAAAAAUCGCAUCGAGUCGUUGGACAGUGACAUCUCAGGCUGUGAGGCCUUAGAAGAUCUGCUGCUAUCCUCCAACAUGCUGCAGCAUCUGCCAGACUCUAUAGGGAUGCUGAAGAAGCUGACCACUCUAAAGGUAGAUGACAACCAGCUGACCUCACUGCCUCACACCAUUGGGAGUCCGAAGCCAAAGCAAGGCCUGUCUCUGUUGGAGGAGUUGGACUGCAGCUGUAAUGAGCUGGAGUCGUUGCCUCCCACCGUUGGCUACCUGCACAGCUUGAGGACUUUUGCUGCAGAUGAGAACUUCCUCACAGAGCUGCCGCGGGAGAUCGGCAACUGCAAGAACGUGACGGUGAUGUCGCUUCGGUCCAACAAGCUGGAGUUUCUGCCCGAUGAAAUCGGACAGAUGACCAAACUGCGCGUGCUGAACCUGAGCGACAACAGGUUAAAGAAUCUACCGUUUACCUUCACCAAGCUGAAGGACCUGGCAGCUCUGUGGCUCUCUGACAAUCAGUCCAAAGCAUUGAUCCCACUGCAGACGGAAGCCCAUCCAGAAACCAAACAGAAGGUUUUGACCAACUACAUGUUUCCCCAACAGCCCAGACACGAUGAAGAUUACCAGUCGGACAGUGACAGCUUUAAUCCUACACUGUGGGAAGAGCAGAGGCAGCAGAGGAUGACUGUGGCCUUUGACUUUGAGGACAAGAAAGACGAGGAGGACAACUCUGGGAAGGUCAAGGUGGAGAUAAACUUAAAGCGCUACCCAACACCCUACCCUGAGGAUCUGAAAAACAUGGUCAAAUCGGUGCAGAGUCUUGUGGGUAAAAGCAUGCAUCCCGGACACGGGCACCAGCACCAGAUGAGCUCAGGCAAUGCCACCUCAGCAGGAACCAACAUGGAGCAUACGCACCACAGCAAAGAGUCGUAUGAGCCACCGUGGCCCCUGCCUCCUAAAGAGUUGAUGCAGGUAUUUGAUUCAUUUGACGGACGAAAUGAAACUGUUUGCCAGGUGACAGACAGAGAGAUGCAGGACUUCUCUCAGUCUCAGCUAAUGGAUCAAGGAUCAAUGCAUAACUCUGGCAUCGACAUUCCCAAGAGGAAGGACAAAGAGGACUUGACAGAGAGCUCUGAGGACUCGAUGGGUGGCUCUCCCAAUGACAUCCGUAUCUCAGACAUGAGGCCGACCCUGGUGGAGCCACCGAUGUACAAACCAAAGGUGGUACUGCUGGGGAAGGAUAAGAAAGAGUCAACAGAUGAGGAGGUCGAUAAGCUCCACUGUCUAAACCACAGUGGUUCCUCGGCCACCUACUCCGACUACUCUCCCUCGCAGGGCUCCUCGGGCUCCUCCAAUCCCUCCGCCAACACGCACUCACACACACACUCCCACACGCACCAACACACUCCUGCCCUGCCGGCCCCCAGUAAGGACCAGGCCCCCCAAACACACUGGACCAACAGACUUGCCCAGUCGUUCCCAAAACCUAUUGACUCCAAGCCCUUGCUGUCUCAGAGAGAAACACCUCCAUCAGGAACCCUGCAGCAACGGGGAGAUCGCCGUCCGCUCAGCGAGCCUUUUGAUUGGUCGGAGGCUCAGCACUAUGACAACACAGGAUUUGAUGCUGAGGAGUCUUCUAUGGACCCUCCAUCCUCUAACACAAGUCAGGGUAACCCCCCGCUGGGCUCCAAACCCCGCAGCCAGUCGGCACACGGUCGCCGGCCCCUCCUCAGGCAAGAUCGAAUCGUAGGAGUCCCCUUGGAGCUGGAUACACAAACGCUCCCCUACCACAAUAACCAGCGCUCCAACCCGGAUAACGACCCGCAGUCCUCCGGGCCUAGUUCCCAGAACCCCUGGCAGAAUUGGACCAGGACCCCCAGCCCACUGGAGGACAGAACCGCUUUCCCCUCAAAGUUGGACCUGACGCCCACGUCAAGCCCCAACCCCGACCGCAAGGACAUGGACUCAAGACUGGAACAGGGCUCGGGACCUUUGCCCGGAAGCUGGACGUAUCACAACAGCCAGGGGGAGCAGAUCAGGAAGGAUCAGCUGAGUGUCAGUGGGGGGAACAAGGUAACGGUGGUGAUGAGCAAAAGCUCAGACCGACUUUCCCCCAUGAUGAAGGAGACGAGGUCCAAGUUUAAGAAGUCCCAGAGCAUAGAUGAGAUUGACAUUGGCUCCUACAAAGUCUACAGUAUUCCCAUGGAAAGCUACAGCUCGUCCAUUGAGCAGCAGACUAGUUUGGACCGUCCAGAGCUCCCUGGUUCCAUGGAGCACACCAGCAUGUCGCGGUCUCAGUCUGCCCCCAUGUUAGACGACGAGCUGGGCUUCCCAGGACACGGAGGCGGCAACCAGAAUCAGUCCGGACACAAUCAGAAGCCUGCCAUUCCCCACAAGGCCUAUCAUUUCGACCAGAACUACAACCCCCAGGUGACCAUGGAUCGCAGGAUCCCUCCCCCCUUCCCCAACACUCCAGAUUACGUAAACCACUCAUCAAAGGCCAUGGAUUACUUGAGCCAGCCUGGAAAGACGCUACCCAAGGAGCUCGUGAGUCCUCGGUACCGCGCAUAUCCACCUCUGGAGAUGUUUUCCUUCCCCCAAACCCCAAUCAACCAGGACGGGCCGCACAGCCAGCAGCAGCAAACCAUGUCCACUCAACGCUCCAGGCCAGGGUUUCUGAGGAGAGCCGAUUCUUUGGUGAGCUCCACUGAGCUGGCCUUGUUUCGCAGAGUUCAUGAAGCCCAGCAGGAGGCGCUGCAGGAAGCUCAGUACAAACAGCAGGCGGACCCCCCUCAUUACAGCCGGGCUCUGGCCUACUCCUCUCCCAUGGAGCACUCUGCCCUGUCCAACAUGUCUGACAACCAAAAUCAGAUGAUGCACAACAAGAGAAAUGGUCGCUAUGAUGAUGACUAUACCACUUACCAGGAGCAGAAGAAGCCCAUGAUUGGUUAUCCGACCAAAAGCCUGACUCAACGUCGCCCCCUGUCAGCUCGGAGCUACAGCACUGAAACCUAUGGAGCGUCUCAGGCCCGCCCUGUGUCAGCUCGUCCCACCAUGGCUGCCCUGCUGGAGAAGAUGCCACCCGACUACACUCUGGCCACCUGUCCUGAGAAACCGUCCGAGGACACCAUCAAAGUAAGACCCGUUGUGCCGCAGAAACCCGAGGACAUCACUUCCAAGAUGCCCGCCGACUGGAGGCAACAACUUCUCAGGCACAUAGAGGCCAAACGGUUGGACAGGAGUGGUGUCCUAAAGCACAACACGCUCACGCUGGGCAUGCUCUAUCAGGGCGGGGGUCUCGGCCAGGGGCGCAGCACCACUUUGAACUUUAACCUUUACAAUAACACUAGGCAUGAGCCCCCUGCUGGCCGCUGGCUGCCACUGCCUCCUCCUCCAUCUGCCAUCACUACGCCUUCUCAGCAGGCUGCAAUGCUGGACAAUGACCAGGAGGAGGUCACAGGGAGCAACCAGUGGGCUCCCUACUCGCUUGGUCGAAGGGACGUUCCACCUGAGAACCACAUGAAAAAGGGUGGACAUUCACACAACCCCUCCCAUCAGUCCCACAACACCAUGAUCGUCACCUCCACCACUUCGUCCUCGGCCACGGUGCCUCAUCGCGUUGUUGGGCAGCAGGUUUACGAUGGUAUGAUGAACAAAGGUGGACAAUACCAGCAAGGAAUGUCUCUGUCUAUAGUGCCUGCAGGUGGCCCAGGGCAGUACCAAGGCAAUGUUUCACAGGCCCUUCCUUCCCCCGGCCAGGCUUACCCGAGUAGCGGCCUGCCCAUGGCGCUGUCAUCGUCUGGAAACCAAUCCCAGUACAACCCCCACACCUCCCAUCAGCCCUCCCUACCUGCUACCAAUCCACAGUAUCACGUCAAUCAGGGCAUGGUGCACAGCAACCAGGCUGCCAUGGCUUCCCAUAACAACCCCAGGCCGCAGAGCGCUCGAUGUCUGCUGCAGACUAAAGGCCAGAAAAGCACGGAUGGUUUUCAAGAGCAGCUGUGCGUGAGAAUUGAGAAGAACCCCGGCCUUGGCUUCAGCAUCUCUGGCGGCAUCAGUGGCCAGGGGAACCCCUUCAAACCCUCCGAUAUGGGUAUCUUUGUUACUAGGGUACAGCAUGACGGCCCCGCCACCUCCGCACUGAAGCCUGGAGACAAGAUACUGCAGGCUAACGGACAUAGUUUUUUACACAUGGAGCACGAGACAGCCGUCUCUCUGCUGAAGAGUUUCCCUCGGACUGUGGACUUGGUGGUCCUGAGAGACAGCAGCACGCGAUAGAAAUAGUUUUAUAAUAAACAAAUCCACUUCCCCAUCUCUGCUCAUCUCCAUACAACUCUACCCCACCUGCCCUCUGCUGGAGGCUUGUGGAGCUGACACAUGAGCCGUCUAUUUCUUCUUCUUCUUCUUCUUUUUUUUUCUUUUUGUAACCUUUAUAAAGGAACACACAGACAUCUAUUUGCCUAUUGCUGGACCAAAGGCAAAUACUAGUGCCAAACGUACCAUGGGAAACAUAUCUUCUCUUCUGUCUGCCAGAGGUCAGGGACCUGAUCGACGGAUGGACAGAGCAGGAGAGGACGCGACACUUUUGAGUUCCUUCAGGGCUGCUGCAGUUUGGAUAUUGCGGUUGGU